UCCAAUCAGCCCCCGCUUACUAUGAGCAACUUGUUCUUCGGCUCGCAACUAUCCUGACCAGUAAAUUCGGACCACGUGUGAUUUCGAUCGCCGUCACGUUUGUUAUAUUCCAUACUUCCGAUCCCAGAGCCCUAUAUGCGAAGGCAUACUGGCUGUCCAAAUACAAAUAGUGAAUGCCAGAGCUGUCCAAACCCAAAACCCAAGCAAGAUUUUUCGCAUUCUUGGAGGCCUUACAAAUGAUGACGACCCCCGACCGGAACAAAUAGUUGAAGCACUAGUAGUAAUAGAAGCACAGAGCUAUUUUGCCGACUGCUAAAGCUUUGAAGGCUUGCCGAUACAACAAUGGAACGGUAUGAUAUAAUCAAAGAUAUUGGGUCAGGGAACUUUGGCGUGGCAAAGCUGGUGAGAGAGAAACGUAGUGGUGACUUAUAUGCUAUCAAGUUUAUUGAGCGAGGCACAAAGAUUGAUGAGCAUGUGCAAAGGGAGAUCAUAAACCAUAGGUCCUUGAAGCAUCCCAAUAUCAUUAGAUUCAAAGAGGUGUUGCUCACUCCGACCCAUCUUGCCAUAGUGAUGGAAUAUGCCGCUGGAGGAGAACUCUUUGAAAGAAUAUGCAAUGCGGGCAGAUUCAGCGAAGAUGAGGCAAGGUAUUUCUUUCAGCAGUUGAUUUCUGGAGUCAGCUAUUGUCAUUCAAUGGAAAUUUGCCACAGAGAUCUUAAGCUAGAAAACACACUCUUAGAUGGAAGCGCUGCACCAAGGCUCAAAGUUUGCGACUUUGGCUACUCAAAGUCAUCUGUUCUGCACUCUCAGCCCAAAUCUACUGUAGGAACCCCUGCUUAUAUUGCGCCAGAGGUUUUGUCACGAAGAGAAUAUGAUGGAAAGGUUGCAGAUGUUUGGUCUUGUGGCGUGACCUUGUAUGUCAUGCUGGUUGGUGCUUAUCCUUUUGAAGAUCAUGAAGAUCCUAAGAACUUCAGAAAAACACUUCAGAGAAUUCUCAGCGUCCACUAUUCUGUACCGGACUAUGUUCGUAUUUCAAAAGAGUGUAAACACCUUCUAUCUAGAAUAUUUGUGGCCGACCCGGAGAAGAGAAUUACGAUCCCAGAAAUUAAAAUGCACCCGUGGUUCCUGAAGAACUUGCCGCUAGAAUUCAUGGACGAAGGAAGACAAAGUGGGGUGCGGGAAGAUGAAGUGAACGAUUCGUGCGAGUGGCAGAGCAUCGAAGAAAUAUCGAGUAUAAUCCAAAACGCUCGAAAAGCAGGGGAUCAAGGCCAAAAAGUUGGUGGGCAGUUUGUUGGGAUUGGAAGCAUGGAUCUUGAUGAGAUGGAUACUGAUGCUGACAUCGAUGAUUUCGAGACAAGCGGUGAUUUUGUCUGUGCUUUGUGAGUACUGCUUCCUUCCUGCUUUGCACUCUCAAAAAGCAUUACUCGUUCUUUUCAUUCCCUCUAUAGGAUAAACAGUCCAAAGGGUUUCUUCAAUGCCUUCUCAAUUCUGGCUUCGUGUAAUUGGAACUUCUCCUACAAAAAACGAGAUGUAUGGGUUUCAUACUUCGUGCAAUACGCAAAAAUGUAAUGGCGACACAUAAAGUAUUAAGAUUAAAUA
This is a messenger RNA of Prosopis cineraria, 1596 nucleotides long. RefSeq names its product serine/threonine-protein kinase SAPK2-like. The transcript has 9 exons. The record is from RefSeq and is a predicted model, not a curated record. Gene Ontology annotation, biological process: protein phosphorylation; intracellular signal transduction. Gene Ontology annotation, molecular function: protein serine/threonine kinase activity; ATP binding. Bases 343 to 1380 code for a protein of 345 amino acids. NCBI's taxonomy places the organism in Eukaryota, Viridiplantae, Streptophyta, Magnoliopsida, Fabales, Fabaceae.